Molecule: messenger RNA, 1276 nt
Organism: Melanaphis sacchari
Lineage: Eukaryota; Metazoa; Arthropoda; Insecta; Hemiptera; Aphididae
Exons: 3
Coding region: 283-1215 (310 amino acids)
Source: RefSeq, a predicted model, not a curated record
AUGACAACCGUUAAAAAACAUAAUAAUAUAUUUUUUAAAUUUAUUCUCCUUGGAGAAAAUAGUAUGAGAUGCUGUAAUCUGCGCAACUCGAAAUGGCAACAUGUGUUUGUAGAUCGACUCAUCUUGCGCGGUCACCGAGUUAUAAUGUCAUACUAUUGUUUGCCGUCCGCCAUAGUUGUGCCAUACCCGUUAACCAAAAAGACCAGGUUUGCCGAUUUUUCAAUCGUCCGGUUUUCGAGCUUGGCUGCUAUUAAUCAAUAACGCAGAGAUAUAAUAAAAACAAUGCCUUCUAAUAAACAAACUCGCAGAAAAGCUAAUGGUAAGGGAAAAUCGGCUAGAAAAGUUAAAGAAUUAAAUCAACCAUUGUCCAAUGAUGAUUGUGGUAACACCAAAGACGAAAUUGAACUUCCUAAAAAUAAACCUACGCCAAAACCAAAUGAACCUACGCCAAAACCAAAUGAACCUACGCCAAAACCAAAUGAACCUACACCAAAACCAAAUGAACCUACACCAAAACCAAAUGAACCUACACCUACAUUUUGGUUUAUGGUUAGACUAUUUAUACUUCAGUCAAGUAGAGAAGAUUUAUUGUGGUUGCAAAAUGUAAUAAAAGACUUUGAAAUUAAUGGCUAUAGUAAUGGGGAUACACCACGAGUAAAAAACAAGUUUGGAAUUAAUGAAGAAAUGGAAAUGGCAAAAAAAAUGUUGAAAUUAAAGCUGAAUACUUGUGCUUCGCACUGCUGUACAGGUACACAUGGAAUGGAAUAUUUAUUGGAAGAUUCUAAUGGAGAGCAUCAACUAAUUACAAAAGAAACACUGAUAUCGCAUCUGUAUAUUGAUUCUAAUAUACAACAUGUUGUACCAGUAGCAACCCAGCUUUCAAGUCGAAUUAUAUCUAAAAAAAUCACCCAUGAGUUCAUUACAAAAUUAAUUGAAUGGGAUGAUACAUUCAGUCAUUUAAGGGGAGUGAAUCCAAGAAUAAUUGAUGAUUAUCUAAGUAAAUGCCAAAAAGAUGAUUGUCUCGAAAAGACUAUAGCUCAGUUAGAAAAAUUGGAUAAAAAGAUUUUAAGCUUGAAAAAACGAAGCAAUAAUUGUCCAAAAAAGGAAAAAAAAACUGAAUCAUUGUAUAGAGAAUGUGAGGAUAUACGUUUAAUAUUAGAAAAAUUCAACACUUUUGUUGUGAAUAAGCAACAACCAUACUUUAUGUUGCACUAAAAUUAGUAAUAAUUUAUAUUAAAUUUAAUAUUAUAUAAUGAAAUUAUAGUGGAUUAAUUAA